This is a messenger RNA of Lipotes vexillifer (Yangtze River dolphin), 2147 nucleotides long. RefSeq names its product Rho GTPase activating protein 28 (gene ARHGAP28). Lineage: Eukaryota; Metazoa; Chordata; Mammalia; Artiodactyla; Lipotidae. The transcript has 17 exons. Gene Ontology annotation, biological process: regulation of actin filament polymerization; signal transduction; regulation of small GTPase mediated signal transduction. The record is from RefSeq and is a predicted model, not a curated record. Gene Ontology annotation, molecular function: GTPase activator activity. The coding region runs from base 31 to 2064 and encodes 677 amino acids. Gene Ontology annotation, cellular component: cytoplasm.
UCCAUUUCUCGCUGCCGAAGAAUUAGCAGGAUGCUCUCCAAUGAAUCCUUACAAUCCCCCGCAUUCAGCCGCUCCAACUCUCAAGCCUCCAUAGACAGCGCCUCCAUGGAGGAUUUCUGGCGGGAAAUAGAAAGUAUCAAAGAGAACAGCCUGGGAGUUCAGGAAGAGCAGACGUCAGCUGAGGCCAAGCCCCUGGAUGAAGGAGAACUUGAAGCAGAGUGGUUGCAAGAUGUAGGUUUAUCAACCCUGAUCUCGGGUGAUGAAGAGGAGGGUGGCAAAGCCUUGCUCUCCACUUUGACUCGAACCCAAGCAGCUGCAGUGAAGAAGAGAUACAAUACUUACACUCAAACCAUGAGAAAAAAGAACAAGCAAUCCGUCAGGGAUGUCAGAGACAUCUUUGGAGUCAGCGAAUCUCCUCCAGGCGAUACCUGUGACAACCAUCCUAGUCAGUUGGACGGCACCCAGGAAGAAAAAGAGCUGCCAGGAGUUAUCAAAACAAGUGGUUCCUUGCCAGAUGAUGCGUCUUUCAACAUUACUACCCUGUCAGAUGGGUCCCAAGAUGAAGAAGGGAGUUUUGCAGUUCCCAGGAGUGGCUCCAUGUCUAUCCUGGAGACUAUUCCAGAUGUGCCAGCUCAUUCCAAUGGCUCAGCAGACCCUGGACAGUCGGUGCAGAACGCAGUGAGUGAUGAUGAAUAUCUGGAAAAGGACAUUCCACUACAAGCUGAAGAGCUGUCCUUUGAGGUAUCUUAUUCAGAAAUGGUUACAGAGGCUCCAAAAAGAAAUAAAUUUAAGAAGUCAGAUUUUAAGAAAGAAGACUAUAUUUUACCUAAAUUUAUUGUUCAGAAAACCAGAUUUGGCCUAACUGAAGCAGGAGAUCUGUCUGCUGAAGACAUGAAGAAAAUCCGCCAUCUCUCUCUGAUUGAAUUGACGGCCUUUUUUGAUGCCUUUCGUAUUCAACUAAAAAGAAACAAAACGGAGAAAGUAAAAGGACGAGACAGUGGGAUUUUUGGAGUUCCUCUUACAGUCCUGCUGGAAAAUGACCGAAGGAAAGAUGCUGGAGUGAAAGUUCCCCUUGUGUUACAAAAAUUCUUUCAGAAAGUUGAAGAAUCGGGUCUGGAAUCUGAAGGGAUUUUUCGGCUUUCAGGAUGUACUGCCAAAGUCAAGCAAUACCGUGAAGAACUGGAUGCCAAGUUUAAUGCUGAUAAGUUUAAAUGGGAGAAAAUGUGCCACAGAGAAGCUGCAGUAAUGUUGAAAGCAUUUUUCAGAGAACUACCCACCUCUCUCUUCCCUGUGGAAUAUAUACCUGCUUUCAUCACUCUAAUGGAAAGAGGGCCUCACAUCAAAGUACAGUUUCAAGCCUUACACCUCAUGAUCAUGGCACUGCCUGAGGCCAACAGGGACACAGCCCAGGCCCUCAUGACAUUCUUCAAUAAAGUCAUUGCCAACGAAUCAAAAAACCGAAUGAGUAUAUGGAACAUUUCUACUAUAAUGGCACCAAAUCUUUUCUUCAGUAGAAGCAAACAUUCUGACUGUGAAGAAUUACUCUUAGCAAACACCGCUGCCCACAUCAUCCGCUUGAUGCUAAAGUACCAGGAGAUGUUGUGGAAGGUUCCAUCUUUCUUAAUCGCUCAAGUCAGAAGAAUGAAUGAAGCCACCAUGUUGUUAAAGAAACAGCUUCCAAGUGUCAAAAAGCUGCUAAGGAGGAAGACCAUAGAACGAGGGGUUAUAAGCCCCAAGACUUCAAAGGUACUACAAAAAUCACCCUCUACAAGAAGAAUGUCUGACGUGCCGGAGGGAGUCAUAAGGAUCCACGCGCCCCUUCUCUCCAAGGUGUCCAUGGCCAUUCAACUCAACAGUCAAACCAAAGCCAAAGACAUAUUGGCGAAAUUUCAAUAUGAGAACAGUCAUGGUUCAUCGGAAGGCGUUAAGAUCCAGAACCAAAGAUUAUAUGAAAUUGGAGGUAAUAUAGGACAGCACUGCUUGGAUCCAGAGGCUUAUAUAUUGGAUGUAUAUCAUGUAAAUCCCCAGGCAGAAUGGGUGAUUAAACCCCAACCAAGUGUUUGAAAUACCCCCCAAGAUGGCAGCUAUCGUGCAUUACAUGCCAAGAAGUCCUACAUUUGGUAGGGAAAAAGCAAGACUGCUUUUGA